AAUGUCAAGCUGGGAUAUUAUCUAUGAAAAGAUCCACUUCAGACAUGACCCUAAAUGGAGCGGCAGGCUGGGGCCCGCAGAGGGUGGCGGCCUGCUGCUCUGUGUGGCCUGUGUCAUCGAGAUGAUCCAGAGUGAUGAAACUGCGGCAGUGAGGAAAUCAUUUGUUCUGUCUGGUAUCAGUGGGGUGCUGAGGUGUUCCCCUGGGGCCUUGAGAGAGCUACUACAGCAGGACCACAGAGUCUGUCUUCAUUUCACAGCAUCUCUACUCGAGAUGCUUCACUCCAUGGAAGACUCAACCACUCUGGGUAAGGUUGACCAAGUGUUGGUUCAGCUGCUGUUAGAGCUCCAGAGUGAGCCGUGCUACCGCUUUAUUUUGGAUGAGACACACAAACAGAUCAGCGACCAGCUUAGUAUGAAGAGACUUGGGCCUGUUUUCAACUUCUUGGGGAACCUGGUAGAAGCAGUCCCUAACAUUACCCAUACACUGAUGACUCAGUACGCACCUCUACUGGAUCACCUGUGCUCUGCUCUGCUGUACCCAGAUGAAGCACUCAAGGCCUCAACCAUGUAUUUGUGGCUCAGACUGUUUGGUACAGCCGGGGGCUUGGCUGCUCAGUCCUUACCCACAACCAUUAGAGACCGAGUGUGCUUCCUGCUGCUGCAGACAUUAACCAACGCCACCUCCCCUCAACUCGUUAACAACUGUGUUGGCUUGCUGUCCCUGCUGGUUCAGAUGGGAGAGGCGGUGUCAGUUCUGAUGAACAGCAAUCAGGCUGUGGGCAGUGAGAACCAGAUCAUCCACAGCAACAACAGCCAGACUCUGAGCCAAAACCAAGAGCAACAGUCCCCCGAGCAUUGCCCUCUGCCUCUCAUCCUGAAAAAGUUGCUGCUGAGUGGUGAUAAGACGUUGCAGUCGGCCAGUGCGAAGUGUAUUGCAUCAGUCUUGGUUCACUCUCCCUCUCAGUUCAGCGCUCCCUUCAUCAAGGCCGACCUACCAGAGUUCCUCUUUGACCGUCUGGCCAGCGGCAGUGAUGACAUGCUUCUGUGGUCUGUCUACAGCUGUCUGGUGUUGCUGACUGAGGAUCCACGCUUCUUCUCUCAGUGUCACUCUGUGUACGGUAUUGAAUCCCUGGUGCGCAGCCUGAAGGAGGCUCUGCAGCUUACUAACAUGGAGGUGCCAAAACAAGGCCUGCUGCUGCUCACUGAGAUCCUGGAAAGGCAGCCUCAUGAUGUACGUCUGUUCCCAAGCUGUGGAGGCUUUGUGGCUGUUUCAGAGGCUGUAAUAGCUGGAGUCACUUCCUCCUGCAUGCUGGUGGCCACACAGGCUGCUAGUGCUGCCUCCGCCCUGCUCAGACUGAACCAUCAGUCUAUACCGGUCCAGUACAGGCAGAUAGAGGAGCUGAUAGAGGCCAUAACUAACAGAUUCCCAGAGCUGACUCCACCUCGUCCUGCUCAUCUUCGAAGCUCUGCAAGUCUGAGGAGGUCAGACCCCAGUAGUCAGGCUUCCAGGUCUGAAGGAUUUCUGCUGCAAGCCUUGGUUUGUUUUCAGGCUGUGUGCAGGUUGGCUGAGGAGUGUGCAUCAGAGCCCGUCCUGAAGGAGAACACAUUCACAGCUCCGUCUAAACACAGUCAGGAUACACUGGAGUCUCUGUGUCAGUGUCUGCUGCGCUGCUGUGACUCUGUCUGGAUACCAACCAUCAUCAAGAUGUGUGAACAGACUCCCAACCCUCAGAUACUGCAGCACUUCUACUCCAUCCUGUCAUCCCAGUUCACCCUCCAACCAUCCUUCAUGCCUGCCUUUGCAAAGAAGCUGGCGUCCUCGGGUUUCUAUCGACUGGCGCUGGAGCACAAAGGACACCUGUGUGCAGGAAACAGGAACCCAAACUUGAAUGCGUCUUGCUGUGGUUUUCUUCUGAAGCUCAGUAUGUGUCUGCUUGCACAGUCAGACCCUUCCUCUGGCUCCAACCAGCAUGAUCUUGAAGAUGUGGAGAAUCUUCUGCAGUACAGCCUUCCCUCUCUGUGUUACCGUCUGUCAGACUGGCCCUCUCUGCUGCGUGACGCCCCGGGGCUCCAGCUGUGUGAAUACAAAGGACCAAUGGCCACUCAGUACUGUCUGCUGAUAACGCUGCAUCUCGCCCUGCAGCAAGGAGAUAGGCUCCUUCCUGACUACACAGUGUUCUCCAGCGUGAUGUGGGUGCUGCAUUCAGUGCAGGAACAGGGCAGCAGUGCAAUGCCUCCCACUGUGCUCCGCUCUGCCCUCUACCUGCUGGCUGUGACACAGGACAAGAGCCCAAGCCUGGAUGGGACUCCUUUAAACUGCAUAAGUAAGGCGCUCUCCUCCUGCCAAAGCUUCUCUUCCCUCUACUUCCACCAUCCUGCACUCCUCCACUUCAUCUGUCAAUACCCGGAGCUCGCAGAAAAAUUUGGGCCUCUAGUCCUGGAGCUUUGGUUGUCAAAGAAAGCCGAGAACUCAGACCCACAGAAGACUAUGGCAGAGUUAGAGGAGAAGAAAGAGAAGAGAGAAAGCCAAAAAGAUGAGAGGCAGGAUCCAGAGACAGAGAGAGACACUGUGGAGCUCCUGACUGUUAUUGAAAAAUACCCAGCAGUCAUAUUAACCCUCCUGGACAUGGUUUGCACUAGAGAGCCCCCCCUAGCAGAGCGAGCUCUUGGAGUUCUUGAGGUUCUCCUGCGUAAUCAAAGACAAUAUGAAGCUGACUUAUGUACAAACCUAAGGCUGACCUUACUCAAUGCUCUGCAAAGGCUCAACCUGGAGAACACAGGAUAUGGUCUCAGGCAGGGACUCAGUGACCAGGCUGUGAACUCACUCCCUCUGGUGCUGAAGCUGCUCUGUGUGAUGCAGAUCAGUGACCCUGCUUCAUCUUCCUCCUACAGUAAGAUGGACGGGGUUCACUUUAAGCUGCUUUAUCAUGUGAGUAAUAUAGCAGGGAGACUGAAGCCGACCAACACAGAGAGCCUUCUCCCUGCCUUCAACUACCUGUACUGCUGCCUGAGUUUGUCACCUGCACACUGCACAGACAGAGCUGUCUCCAUGCUGCUCUCCAACAGUGGACUGAUGGACCAGCUGCAGACAGUCCUCUCCUCCUCCUCCUCCUCCUCCUCCUCCUCCUCCACCACUUCUCCAUCCCUCCCUCCGUCAUCCCGUCCUCCUUCGGCCCUGCUGUGCUGCUGCCAUCUCCUCCUGUCUUUCCUCAUUACCUUGCAGCACUUUCACUCAACUCAGGUCCAGAAGAGCCUCAGAUGGAAUCUGAACACAGCUGUGCACAGACUCCUCGUUCAGAAGAGAAACAUAGACAAUCUUCUGCUCGUCAGCUACCUGAAGCUGCUGCAGGCUCUUCUUGAUGUCGACCUGGCCUCAGCAGUGGUGUGUGUCAGCUCUGACUCCGGUUUGGUCGGGCCCAGACCUCUGGGAGUUGAAGAUGGUGCUUUGUACCCGCUUGGCACCAGAGGCACAAAGCUCCUCUCUACCGCUCUCAGUGGACUCCUUCUGCAGAAACACGAGCUGUUGCUGAGAGUCACAGUCAACUGUCUUGGCUCCCUGCUGGGCUUUCUUCAGAGGAAGAUUCCUGCAGCAGCAAAGUACGUGGCGUGUCAGCCGUGGAGUCGAUUCCUCCUCAGCUCCCUGAUGAGCUCAGGAGAGAGCUGGUUCCUGCACCCUGCUAUCCUCAGAUUCAUCUCAACUCUCCUGCAGCACAGCAGUACAAGCGUGCUCAACGAGCCUGACCUGCUGCAGGUGGUGGAGGCGGUGGAGAAGAGGGGGGUGAAGGAGCUCAGCAAGGACGCAGCACAGGCCCUCAGGCAGCUUCUCACACUGAUCCACAGCGGUGUCCUGCCGCCACCACCCACAGAGGAGCAGCGGCAGAGAGUGAUGAACAUGAUCGAGUCUCUUGGCCUGCAGAUGCAAGCUGAGAGCUACAGCCAAAGUCUGCCCGGCAACGUCUUGUCUGUUGGGGAUGUGUACAUAUGUCUGUCCGACUUCACAGUGAAAACAGGCUGAAGUUUCACUACACUGAUUAUAUGUCUGUUGAACAGCAUCAGCUCUGAAGUUUGUUUCAUUGUUCAUGUAUUUUCACACCUGUUUGGUCCCUGUUCGUCAUGUGUUUCCUGUUCUGGAGCAGCAUCGCUCUCUCUUUGGUUACAAAACAAUACAAGAAAACAUGUUUAUAGUCAGUUGCAUAGAAAAAAGGACAAUACUUAUACGUUUGAGUUUAUCUGCAUUCAACCCCAGUUUUAACUUUAUCAAAUAUUAACAUUAGAAGAUCAGCAGACGUAACAUAGAUAUAAUAACAAACACAACAUAUACACAUACAUAUUUACUGGGUACGAAAUGAGAUUCUAAAAAAAAAUAUUACAUGAGAGUUUUUCUGAUUGCUUAUUGCAUAUUAAUGAUUUUCUGGUUAAGGGCAGGACUGUAGGACAUGGAUAUGUUGCCUGUAAUAAAUUUGUCUGCUUUGCAGAGCAGAGAAAGUGGUCAAGGUGAAACCUACAAACCAUUAGUGUGGUCGUUCAUUAUUGGGAUAGCA
Cheilinus undulatus (humphead wrasse) is the source of this 4541-nucleotide messenger RNA. RefSeq names its product meiosis inhibitor protein 1. The coding region runs from base 2 to 4015 and encodes 1337 amino acids. The transcript has 33 exons. Gene Ontology annotation, biological process: meiosis I. Lineage: Eukaryota; Metazoa; Chordata; Actinopteri; Labriformes; Labridae. The record is from RefSeq and is a predicted model, not a curated record.